CUAAGGCAAUGCCUACACACGGAGCUCUUCCCCGCCUUUGAAUCGCGCCAUUAUUUCGAACAGUCAUUGCCUGUACAACCAGCAUGACCCACAUUUUACGUGAUAACAGCCGCGGAACCAAUGGAAUCGUCGAAAUUCGCUCGCCGGUACUCUCAGUCCUGUACACCUGGCGUGCCUGUCAGAAAGAGAGGCGUGAUGAUUUGUAUCGUUGGUGCCUGACAGGCAUCUAUCCUUACUGAGAUAAGCGAACGGAAACGGUUAUCUUUGCAGGAGAUAGAUUGGGUCUACUCAAGGUUACACUCCUUCUCUUUGACUAGAUUCGGAAGUACUCGCAAUCACUCACAGCCCAUCCUUCACUGUGAUCGACAUCUUGAUUCCUUCGCUGCUCUUCCAAACUUGUGCAGCCAUGCCCUCUGAUUCUUUCAAGGACUACUAUGCUGAUCUCGGGCUCGAACUUGGGGCUUCGGCUGGAGCCAUUAGGAAGGCGUUCCAGGAUCUUGCUAAGAAACACCAUCCAGACAAAUCAGGUAUAGCAGACGCCACGGUCUUCCGCCGCGUCCGCGAAGCUUUUGAGAAGCUUUCAGAUCCAGAGUAUCGUGCUCAAUACGAUCGCUCCUACUGGCGCAGGAAGUUUCAGACCGACGACAUUCCGACUGAGGAAGAGAACCGCAGUGCAGGCGAAGAAAACUUUGGUGACACACGUAAUACAAGUCAUGGCGCUGAGACUCAAGAAGCCCGUAGCGCAAGUCCACCGCCUGUCAAGCCGCAACGCAAGCCCAACGAGCCAAGUUGGCAGUACUUCUUGGGCAAGGCCUAUACCACAUGGCAGAAGGAGGAGGCCGCUUACCGUGUGAGACACCCUGAAGUGUACGAGAGUCCGCUCAGCAGUGACCCACCUACUCCCAAGCCUGGAGGUAUGGCACAUGGCAUGGUCGUUCUGAUGUCUCACCCCUGCGUCCAACAGAGCUGCAUCUACAAGAGCACAGCGUGGCGCCUUCAGACCGGCGGCGGAGACCAUUGCGUAUUCUGCAUGGCCGUUCACACCGGGGGUAGGAGAUGUCCUGGCUGUGAGGUGCUGGCAUGUAAGGUUUGUCUCGAGAAGGUUCGCGCAUUGGAACGGAGCCCUUUUGAAGGAUUGAGAUCGAAGGCGCAGUACUGCUCGUCCGGUGGUUGAAGUGGAAGGUGGGCUCGUAUGCAAGAUGGGUCGUGAUGGCAAUCUUUAAGGGAAUGUCAGAUAGGAUUAGAGAUAGCAAGAUGUGC
Molecule: messenger RNA, 1260 nt
Organism: Alternaria alternata
Lineage: Eukaryota; Fungi; Ascomycota; Dothideomycetes; Pleosporales; Pleosporaceae
Product: DnaJ-domain-containing protein
Exons: 2
Coding region: 407-1174 (255 amino acids)
Source: RefSeq, a predicted model, not a curated record